AUGUCCGGAGUUGCUGGUGGAGCAAGCAAGAAGAGCAGUAGUAGAUCAGUUGCUACGAAAACUCUUAUCAUUCAAGAAUAUAAACGACGACUACGUGACAAUAUUCGCUCUCUCAAUGACAACUUUAUUAACAUCUUGAAUGCCACAAAGAUCAACACUGACGAUGCUGCACAUAAGAACAGUUCUGGAAAAAUGACUGAAUACUACACAAUUAAAAACGAAAUGGCCGCACGUGCUGCUCUAAUCGUAAGAGCUUGUGACGAACUUUUGAAGUUGACCAACGAUCUUAAAGAGUUCCUCAUAUUACACGACUUCAAUUUCUUAACGCAUGCUAUAAAGUCGUAA
Messenger RNA from Strongylus vulgaris, 345 nucleotides. The record is from the annotation of a GenBank genome assembly. NCBI's taxonomy places the organism in Eukaryota, Metazoa, Nematoda, Chromadorea, Rhabditida, Strongylidae.